Molecule: messenger RNA, 1488 nt
Organism: Closterium sp. NIES-65
Lineage: Eukaryota; Viridiplantae; Streptophyta; Zygnematophyceae; Desmidiales; Closteriaceae
Source: the annotation of a GenBank genome assembly
AUGCACUCCCGACUCCUUGUCUCUGGUCUUCCCAAGUCUCUGCCUCCCCUCCCACCGCCUGCCCCUCCCUGCCUUCCCUGUGUCGAGGAGCGGCAGCGCGCCGCUCCUCACUCCUCCUCGUUCCCCCCGACAGAGGCUCCCCUGCAGACACUCCACCUGGAGGUGUGGGGCCCGGCCCGCGUCCGUGGACAGGGCCACGAGUGGUACUUUCUGCUAGUUGUCAACGACUACUCGCGUUACACCACGGUCUUCCCCUUGCGCCGCAACGGGGAGGUCCCUGAUGUUUCGAUCCCUUGGAUCCGCGGUGUUCGUCUCCAGCUCUGCGAGCGGUUUGAGAUGGACCUUCCAGUCCCGCGUCUGCACUCUGACAGAUGUGGUGUUUCCCAGGUAGACCCUGUCGAGCUUGUCGAGGAAGCUGUCGACUCUGGUGCUGCUAGAGGUGGUGCGUCUGGGGGUGCUGAGCCUGCGGAGAGUGCCGAGCCUGGGGGUGCUGAGCCUGCGGGUGUGGAGCCUGGAGGUGCUGAGCCUGAGCGUGCGGAGCGUGGAGGUGCUGAGCCUGGGGGUAGAUGUGCUGAGCUUGGAGGCCCUUCGGGUGGUUUGCUCGGCGCUAGAGCCUCCGGAGUGGUGGUGCUGGAGCUGGAGCUGCUAGAGGUGCUGGAGCCGCUAGUCCCAGAGGUGCUCGUACUAGAGCUGCUAGGGCUGGAGGUACUACUGAAGCUGCUGGAGGUGCUGGUGCUGCUGGAGCUAGAGCUGGAGCUGCUUGAAAUACUGGAGCAGCUGGAGCUGAAGGUGCUUCUAGAGCUGGAGCUUGAGUUGCUGCUGGAGCUGGAGCUGGUGGAGGUACGGGUGCUGUCACUGCUGGUGCUGGAAGUGCUGUGCGACCGCGACCAUACUUCGUUCCACUCCUUUAGUAGGUUCUUGAUGGCACUCCGUCCUUCCUCUAUUCCACUGCGUGUCCCUCUGCCGUCUCCUCCUGCGUCUUCCCUUGCUGACGGUCCGGACGCGGAGUCUGACUCCCUUCGUGCUGCUAGUCCUACUUUCACGCGUCUCCUGGCCACUGUUGUCACUGACCCUUCCUUUGAGUCCACCGCUGCGUCUGCCUUAGUUACUGAGCUUGUCGACUUUGCUGCUCGCUGUCGUCUAGACUACACCGCUAGCCUUGUUGCUGAGCAGGACGACUUUGAGUGCUUUGCAGCUGCUGUACCUCAUCUCGUGUCCAUGCUGAUUGCACCUGAGGGAGACCCGGAUGCACCAGACAUCCUGACCCCGCACUCUUACGCAGAGGCGAUAGAACGUCCCUACUCCUCUCAGUGGCAGUCAGCCAUGGACGCAGAGAUGGCAUCCUGGAAGUCCACAGGCACUUACGUCGACGAGGUUCCCCCACCUGGGGCGAACAUCGUCAGUGGCAUGUGGUUUUUCACGGUGAAGCGGCCGCCGGGUUCUCCGCCUGUCUUCAAGGCGCGUUACGUUGCACGAGGCUUCAGUUAG